Molecule: messenger RNA, 945 nt
Organism: Cricetulus griseus (Chinese hamster)
Lineage: Eukaryota; Metazoa; Chordata; Mammalia; Rodentia; Cricetidae
Source: RefSeq, a predicted model, not a curated record
AUGACUAGAAGAAACCAAACUGUCAUCUCCCAAUUCUUCCUUCUGGGACUGCCCAUCUCCCCAGAGGAUCAGCACCUGUUCUAUGCCCUGUUCCUGGCCAUGUACCUCACCACCAUAAUGGGGAACCUCAUCAUCAUCCUACUCAUCCAACUGGACUCCCGUCUCCACACACCCAUGUACUUGUUUCUCAGCAAUCUCUCCUUUGCUGAUUUCUGCUUUUCAUCUGUCACGAUGCCCAAGUUGCUGCAAAACAUGCAGAGCCAAGACUCAUCCAUCUCCUAUGCAGGCUGUCUGACACAGCUAUACUUCUUUCUGUUUUUUGGAGACCUUGGGAACUUCCUUCUUGUAGCCAUGGCCUAUGACCGCUAUGUGGCCAUCUGUUCCCCCCUUCAUUACACCAGCAUCAUGAGUCCUAAGCUCUGUGUGGGUCUGGUAGUGUUCUCCUGGGUGCUGACCACAUUCCAUGCCAUGCUGCACACCCUGCUUAUGGCCAGAUUAUCCUUCUGUGAGGACAGGGUGAUCCCCCACUAUUUCUGUGAUAUGUCUACCCUGCUGAAACUGGCUUGUUCUGACACUCAUGAUAAUGAAUUGGCAAUAGUUAUCUUGGGAGGCCCUAUAGUUGUACUCCCUUUUCUUCUCAUCAUUGUUUCCUAUGCAAGAAUCGUUUCCUCCAUCUUCAAGGUCCCUUCUUCACAAGGUAUCAGUAAAGCUUUCUCUACCUGUGGCUCCCAUCUGUCUGUAGUGUCAUUAUUUUAUGGGACAGUCAUUGGUCUCUACUUAUGUCCUUCUGCUGAUAACUCUCCUGCAAAGGAGACUGUAAUGUCUUUGAUGUACACAAUGGUAACUCCCAUGCUGAACCCAUUCAUCUAUAGCCUCAGAAACAGAGACAUGAAGGGAGCAUUAGAAAGAGUAGUUUUUAAAAAGCAAAUUUCCUCCUUCCUAUGA